This is a messenger RNA of Dujonia railenensis, 342 nucleotides long. NCBI's taxonomy places the organism in Eukaryota, Fungi, Ascomycota, Pichiomycetes, Serinales, Debaryomycetaceae. The record is from the annotation of a GenBank genome assembly.
AUGUGCCGAUGCACCAGAGUGCUUCCCAAAAACCGCGUUCACCAGGCUCAACUCUCAACACCCGUACACCCACUAUACUGGGCAGAUCAAGUGCACGCAAUGCGAUAUAUUUACAUACACUACGUUUCCCGUAUUUACGUUUUACCCAAUUCGGCUGUGUCGGACGCACUCGUGGUUAUGAUACACCCCUACACCCCUCCAUCCGUCGUAAUCCUAAGCCAUGUCAAACUGAAAAAUCUCACUGCUUCACCGGGUAACCCAACUGGUUGGACGAUUUCCCGUACUGUUUCUUUUUUUUUUUUCACUACUGUCCCAAGGACGCAAAGAGGCUUCAAGGUAUAA